GCAUCCUCCACUGAAAGAGGAAGUUUUCUGUCACCGGCUGAGUGCGUUCACAUGCUGCUCGUGCAGAGCUCAGGCAACGCUUGAGCGGGGAACACCUCCAAGCUGUGAUGGAUGUUUACCAGGAGGCAGUGGAUUAUCUGGAGUCACAGCAGGUGCCAGCCAUAUUAGAAGUAGAGCCCGAUGUCUUGGAGGAGGACGUGUUCCAGGAUGAGGUGGUGUCCAGUUUUCUGUCUCCUCUCCAAACAGAAAGUAUCGACUUCCCCGAUACCCCAACGUCGUGCAGCGUGGAGGACAUGUUGGACAGGAGGCUGCUGGUCCUUAAAGGCAUCCUGGAGAGUGAGGAGCUGUACCUCAGGGAGCUGGAGACCCUGCUAAUGCCCAUGAAGGCUUUGCGGGCCUCGGCUGGGACGUCCCAGCCUGUUCUGUCCAGCCAACAGGUCCAGACCGUUUUCUACCAGGUGCCCGAGCUCAGAGACAUGCAUCAAACCUUCUAUUCUGGCCUGAAGGCACGACUGGACACUCACAGCGAGACAGAGACCUGCUUGGGAGAGAACCAAGAGCCGAGUCACCCUGGCUUUGAACUGGCUGUGGGAGACUUGUUCCUGAAAAUGGUGAAUCAGAUUGGUUUGUACGGCGGUUUCAUUGAAAAUUAUCAAAAAGCUGUUCAAGUUGUUCGCAAGUGCACCCAGACCGACCCUCGCUUCCGAACUCUGGCUGAGAGCAUGACGUCGAACAACGGCUCAGCUCGGACCAAAUACACAUUUGAAGCUCUGCUGUACAAGCCUUUGGACAGAGUGACCAGGACCACACUAGUCCUGCGAGACCUCCUGAAGACGACCCCGGAGGAGCACAAAGAUCUCCCAGCUUUACAGGAAGCGCUGCGUUUAUCCCGCAGUUUCCUCUCCGGCGUAAACGAGAGUUCACAGUGCAAACGGGAGGUCACGCUGAGUCACGGCAUGAGACGUCAGCUGAUACGCGACGGCUUCGUGGUGGAUGUGAACGAGGGGGAGGGCAGCCUGCGUCACCUCUUCCUCUACACCGACCUACUGCUGUGCACCAGAUUUAAACAUGCAACCAAGGGGAAGCAGAGUCAGUACAGGUUCUGCUGGUAUCUGCCCCUCGCUGGCCUCAAGCUACGCUUUCUCGCGGAUCAGGGACCGCCGUCCGACUCCCACCUUCGGACUUCACACGACAUCAGAUCUAAGAUGUUCCUCCUCCGGCAGCAGCUGAAGCAGCGGGCGAAGGGAUCCAAAGGUGCGGCCAUGGCAGCUCGGGCCCGGAAGAAGCUGGAGCAGCUGGAGCUGAUGCUUUUUAAGCAUUCCCCUGUGCACAGACUGGAGCUGCACAGCCCCAGUGGCAAGAGCCACUCCUUCCUCCUCUCCUCUUUGUAUGAACUUGAAGACUGGAGGGAGGCCAUUUACAAGCUCACCACUGGCAGCAUAGAAACCGUGCCCCCGGACCUGCUCACUCUCACCAGUGCAUGUGUGAAACUGAGAAUGACCCAGCAGCCGCCGCUUCACAGCUCCAACGCUGAGGACGAGCGCUCCUUGUGUGGGACCCUGAGCGUGGCCAUUCACUCAGCGGACGGCCUGCAGGCAGCAGCCUGUGUUUAUGUGUGCGUGGAAGUAGACGGCUACGAGUUUUACGACAAACAGGCCAAGACGCACUCUUCAGUCCUCAGCACCAGCCCACACUGGGACCAGGAGCUGUCUUUCCAGGUGGACGGGGCCCAGAACAUGAGGGUGCUCUGUGUGAGCCAGUCGGACCAGCAGGACGACACUGUCCUGGGGAAGGAGUCCUUACGGUUGGAUGCUAAGUCCCUGAAUAAUCGAUGGAAGAGACAGACGCUGCAUCUUGGCCAGGUGGAGGUGACUCUGUCUCUGAAGUACAGCCCUCACCCGCUGGAGCCGCCCGGCUCCACAGCUCAACGGCAACUCGUCUUCGGUGUCCCCAUUGAAACUGUGGCUCAACAGCAGGGAGUGCUGGUUCCGCAUGUGGUGCGAUGCUGCGUGGAGGAGGUGGAGAGGAGGGGGAUGGACGAGGUUGGGAUCUACAGGAUUUCAGGAACCACCAGUGAAAUCGGCAUGCUCAAAGCUGCGUUCAACAGCAACCUGCGUGAAGCAGUAACCAGGCUGAGAAGUGCGGAGGUGAACGCCGUGGCAGGAGUCCUGAAGCUCUACUUCAGAGAGCUGCCGGAACCUCUCUUUCCCACUGACAUGUUUCAGCGUCUGGCCAAGACCUUGGACGUGCCGGACUCUAACUCUCGGCUGGUCUCCAUGUUGUCCCUGCUGCAGUGCUGUCCGGACCCCAACCGCCACACCUUCCUCUACCUCAUGCACCACCUGCAACGAGUCUCUGAGAGACAGGACGUAAACAAGAUGUCUCUGCUGAACCUGGCUACAGUGUUUGGGCCGAGCCUCUUGCGCCCCCCUGUGGCCAAACUGGGGCAUGAUUUUCCUCCCAUAGACAUCUCCCAGGAGGUGGAGGUCCAGGUCCAAGUGGCUUCCUGCUACCUGCAGUGCAACAACCUUCCUGAGGCCCAGAUCGCUCUGCCACAUGACACAGAGGCUGAAGAAGAGACCACCCACAUAUGAGACCACCAUCACUGUCACUGGCAGGAAUUUAAAAUAGCGCGUGUAAUAAAAUAUCUGAGCUGAGAGAAUAAAGGUAUUUAUUGGCUGAAGACAGGAGCUUUUCAAACGCUGUUGUACAUUUUGUAAAAGUGUGUUCGUCAUUGGUGCAGUAGCUUUAUUCUGACAGAACAAGCUCAUUCUACACAUUCUGCUCAAAACCUGCAAACAUGACUAUGUUUAAUCAAAGACGCAACUAAAUGAACUGUUUUUUGUAGUUAUUUAAAGAAACCCAUAAAAGACAACAUAUUUGUAUAAGAUUUUAAUAUUAUAAUAUAUCCAUUAAAUACUGUAUAUUUUUAUUUGUACAUAAAUAAAAGUGAGAAAUCAAUCUAGAUUUAGGAGAUUGUUUGCAGCUUUCAAACUAUUAUCUGUAUCAUACUAAAAUGUAAGAAGCGUUUAUCAUUUCUUAUAAAUAAAUUUUUAUUACUUGCUGAAGAAUAAAAGCUACUUGAAGAGAA
Messenger RNA from Betta splendens (Siamese fighting fish), 3091 nucleotides. Its product is annotated as active breakpoint cluster region-related protein. The record is from RefSeq and is a predicted model, not a curated record. The transcript is spliced from 22 exons. Bases 108 to 2594 code for a protein of 828 amino acids. Gene Ontology annotation, cellular component: membrane. Gene Ontology annotation, molecular function: GTPase activator activity; guanyl-nucleotide exchange factor activity. Lineage: Eukaryota; Metazoa; Chordata; Actinopteri; Anabantiformes; Osphronemidae. Gene Ontology annotation, biological process: positive regulation of GTPase activity; signal transduction.